Messenger RNA from Pleurotus ostreatus (oyster mushroom), 1524 nucleotides. RefSeq lists its product as uncharacterized. NCBI's taxonomy places the organism in Eukaryota, Fungi, Basidiomycota, Agaricomycetes, Agaricales, Pleurotaceae. The transcript has 8 exons. The coding region runs from base 1 to 1524 and encodes 507 amino acids. The record is from RefSeq and is a predicted model, not a curated record.
AUGGUGAAAUUAACGAGCGCUUUCGCUGUGUUGCUGCAGGUCGUAUCCGUUCUGCAUCAUGCCGAUGCAUCACCGACCCCAUCGCUAAUAGCCGCAAAGUCCGAUGUUUCUGUCAAAGUGCGCGGACAGACGUUCGUCAACAAGGGAAUCGUAGGCUUCGGCCUCAUCCCUUCGGACUUUAGGGAGUCAACAGGAGACACUCUCGGUGGAAUAGGUAGUGCCAUGACACUCAAAUUGGGAACCUGGGCGAAGACCUCGUCGGGGACCUAUACUGGUACCCUGGUGAUGCACCCUGAUCGCGGAUUUAACGUAGACGGAACCGUCGACGUUCAAGGUCGGCGACACGAAAUUGAUUUCGUAUUGACGCCCUAUACCGACAAGAAGAAGCUUAGCUUCAAAGACGCACAGAAAACGCUGCAACUCACGUACCGAAGGACUAUAUUAGAGACAGAAAGGGGAGAUGCGCCGACCAGCGGACUCGACCCUUUGGCCGUCCGGCUGCCACAGAGUGGUUUCCCGAGCGUUGCCACUGCUGACCCCGAAAUGCCAAUUGCGAGCAAUGCUGAGCCUCAUCUAACGGUAGAUGCUGAAGGGAUAGUAGCUAAUGCUGAUGGAUCAUUCUGGGUCAGCGAUGAAUAUGGGCCAUAUAUUUAUCGAUUCUCCAGCGAAGGCAAACUCCUACAAACGAUUCAACCUCCUGAAGCCAUUCUUCCCCAUGACGCCGCUGGUACACUAAACUUCACUGCAGACACCGACCCGGCAACAGGAAGAACGAGCAAUCAAGGCUUUGAGGGUUUAACACUGGACACCACGUCUUCGACCCUAUAUGCAAUGCUUCAGACUGCGACAAUCCAAGAUGGCGGCGCCGACAAAACUACAUCUCGAUUCACGCGGCUGUUUGCUUUUGAUGUAUUAUCACCUACCGCUCGUCCAUCGCUGAUCGGAGAGUGGGUAGUUCCCCUUCCACAAAGCAAGAACGAUAAAACUAGAGGGUGCAGCGAGAUCAUCUUCGUUGGCCCUAAUCUGUUCUUGGCCCUUGCUCGGGACGGCAAUGGUCGAGGAGAUGACGACAUCGAUGCUUCGUAUAAACACGCGGAUUUGGUAGACAUCUCCCAGGCCACCAACAUACGCGGGUCUAAGUUCGACGAUCCAGUUAACCCGGUUGCACCAGGCGGGAAGCUCGACAAGAGCGUUACUCCUGCAGCACUGACAGAGUUCGUGGAUUUCAUCGAUAAAGACCAGCUUGCUAGAUUCGGCUUGCAUACUGGUGAACCGAAUGACGAAACGCUGAUUGACGCGAAAUGGGAGUCAUUUACGCUUGCUCCUGUCGAUGACCCUGCCUUCCCCAACGACUACUUCCUAUUCAUUGCUUCCGAUAAUGAUUACAUCAGUACUCAUGGAAUAUCCCUUGGCCAACCCUUCAAUGCUGGAUUGGACGUCGACAACCAAUGGAUCGUAGUCCGAGUAACAUUACCUACCAUAGCGCCUUGCAGCGUUCAUAAUGCAAUAGGUGUAGCCUGCUGA